Messenger RNA from Cariama cristata (Red-legged seriema), 1127 nucleotides. It is a transcript of the gene GOSR1, whose product is annotated as golgi SNAP receptor complex member 1. Gene Ontology annotation, molecular function: SNAP receptor activity. Gene Ontology annotation, cellular component: Golgi medial cisterna; SNARE complex; Golgi membrane. The transcript has 8 exons. The annotation marks the transcript as partial. NCBI's taxonomy places the organism in Eukaryota, Metazoa, Chordata, Aves, Cariamiformes, Cariamidae. Gene Ontology annotation, biological process: vesicle fusion; endoplasmic reticulum to Golgi vesicle-mediated transport. The record is from RefSeq and is a predicted model, not a curated record.
GCGUGGGGUCACCGUGCGGGUUUGUGACUUCUUCCCCCGCUCUCGGCCGCCCUGUGCAGAUCUCAGGAAGCAGGCGAGGCAGCUGGAGAACGAGCUGGACCUGAAGCUGGUCUCCUUCAGCAAGCUCUGCACCAGCUACAGCAGCACCCGAGACGGAAGGCGCGACAGCUCUGACACAACUCCUCUCUUAAAUGGAUCAAGCCAAGACAGAAUGUUUGAGACCAUGGCUGUGGAGAUUGAACAGCUUCUGGGAAAGCUUACUGGAAUAAAUGACAAAAUGGCAGAAUAUACAAAUAGUGCAGGAGUCCCGUCCCUGAAUGCUGCACUGAUGCAUACGUUACAGCGUCAUAGAGACAUAUUGCAGGAUUAUACGCAUGAAUUCCACAAAACCAAAGCGAACUUCUUGGCAAUACGAGAAAGGGAGAAUCUGUUGGGAUCAGUACGAAAAGAUAUCGAAUCAUACAAAAGUGGGUCUGGCGUGAAUAACAGAAGAACAGAGCUAUUCCUGAAGGAACACGAACACCUUCGAAACUCAGAUCGACUGAUAGAAGAAACAAUAAGCAUUGCCAUGGCAACUAAAGAAAAUAUGACUUCGCAGAGAGGGAUGUUGAAGUCAAUACAAAGCAAGAUGAAUACCUUGGCUAAUCGGUUUCCAGCAGUGAACAGCCUGAUUCAAAGGAUCAACCUUCGGAAACGACGAGAUUCCCUCAUCUUGGGUGGCAUUAUUGGCAUCUGUACCAUCUUGCUGCUGCUAUAUGCUUUUCAUUGAUGGAUGUUCCCCCAUGGACUCUGCUAAACUCAUCACCACGAUCCCUCGCCGCCCAGUCAAGGAAAAGUGAGUGGGGGAAGCAACAGACUUCAAACAGCCCGCUCGUCAUGGCUGGGACUAUCAGCAUGAUGUCUAGAGCUUACGAUGGUAGACUGUGACACUGGGUUUGGGUUGAAGCUGCAGUGUUUCUCCUUCCCUGCCAUACAUCUUCCUUUGGUUAAAUUUUGUAGGAUUUGUUUGUCUUUAAUUCCCUUUCUCACCACAAGGUAAGUAAAUAUGGGACACCUACCAGAACUGGUAGAACAGUGGCUGUGAUGAGCGGUGCUGGGGAGGUCCGUUGUCGGCUGGUAAGUGGGAA